Molecule: messenger RNA, 645 nt
Organism: Serinus canaria (Common canary)
Lineage: Eukaryota; Metazoa; Chordata; Aves; Passeriformes; Fringillidae
Gene: CLDN34
Product: claudin 34
Exons: 1
Coding region: 1-645 (214 amino acids)
Biological process (GO): cell adhesion; bicellular tight junction assembly
Cellular component (GO): bicellular tight junction; plasma membrane
Molecular function (GO): structural molecule activity
Source: RefSeq, a predicted model, not a curated record
AUGAAUUCCCUGGUCAGCACCUCACACCUCCAGCUUGCUGCCUUUGCUCUGGGCACCAUAGGCUGGAUCCUGUGCACCGUUUCAAUGGGAAUUGUGGAAUGGAGAGUGUGGCAUGUGGACAACACCACUGUCAUCUCCUCUGGCAUUGCCUGGGUGGGGAUUUGGAAGGUCUGCUUCAUCAGUUACCUUUACGUCUCACCUGGCUACAGAGAACAGUUUUGCCAUAAAUUCAGUGGCUAUGACUCCUUCAUCCCCCAUGAAAUUUAUGCUGCUCAGGGUCUCCUGUUGAUUGCCAUGUUCAUGGGCUUGCUGGGACUGGCUGCUACAAUAUUUGCUCUGAGAAAUGUGUAUAUGGGAGUCACUCACAAACCUCUCAUAGCCCCAUUCUUCCUGGUGGGUGGCUUCUUCUACAUAUUUGCUGGUCUGUGUGUCCUGAUUCCCGUUAGCUGGAAUUUCUAUUCUAUAACUCACAACCAGAGCAUAGCUUUUCCUCCUUCUUACUACAUGCCCUCCAGUCCAGCGGCGCAGGAAGCUGGUGCUGCCAUUCCUGUUGGGAUUGUGGCUGUCAUCCUCCUGGUGCUAAGUGGGACAUUUUCUCUCUCAUACAGAUUUCCUAUGACUGCAAAUAUUAUCAUGAAAUCCUGA